AUGGAGCUGUGUAAAUACCUGUUGUGCCUGCAGUUCAUCUUCCUUCUUAAAGAGUUGUGUCAGUGUUUCAACAUAGAUGUGAAGAAUCCACGCAUCUUCACAGGUCCCGAGGACGCACUGUUCGGUUUCUCCGUUUUACAGCAUGAAUCUGACGGCGAGAAAUCGAUGCUGGUUGGUGCUCCAUGGGAUGGGCCACCCAACAACAGGAAGGGAGAUGUGUACAAAUGUAUUGUGGGAGAGGAGAAGAACUCGAGCUGCAGUAAAGUCAAUUUAGGUGAGACUGCUCUCCAGAACGUUUCAAAAAACCUGAGGAAUUCUCACCUGGGGAUGACGCUCACUCCGGACUCACCUGACGGAUUCCUGGCAUGUGCCCCUCUGUGGUCUCAGGAGUGCGGUACAUCAAUGUUCAGCACCGGCAUCUGUGCCUCUGUCAGCGAUGACCUAGAACCAAGAGAGACGUUCGCUCCUACAGCCCAAAGGUGCUCCACAUACAUGGACAUUGUGAUCGUGCUGGAUGGCUCAAACAGUAUCUACCCCUGGUAUGAGGUCCAGAACUUCCUCAGCAACAUCCUCAGCAAGUUUCACAUCAGCCCAGACCAGAUGCAGGUUGGCAUUCUACAGUACGGCGAGGUAGCAGUCCAUGAGUGGUCUCUGAAGGACUACCAGACCACACAGGAGGUGGUGGAAGCUGCCAAGAACAUCAGCAGACAGGAGGGACGAGAGACUCGCACUGCAUAUGCCAUCCACAUGGCCUGCACGGAGGCUUUCAGUGCUGAGCGCGGAGCAAGGGAUGGUGCCACCAAAGUAAUGAUUGUAGUGACAGACGGAGAGUCACAUGACGGGGAGGAGCUACCGGAUGCUCUCAUGGAGUGCGAGAACAGGAACAUCACAAGAUAUGCCAUUGCUGUUUUGGGUCAUUACAUCCGCCGGCAGCAGGAUCCUGAGACAUUCAUUAACGAGAUCAAGUAUAUCGCCACCGACCCAGACGACAAAUACUUUUUCAAUGUGACCGAUGAAGCUGCGCUCAAUGACAUCGUGGAUGCUCUGGGAGACCGCAUCUUCACUCUGGAAGGGACGCUGGGCUACAACCAGAGCUCAUUCCACAUGGAGAUGUCUCAGAUUGGCUUCUCCACACACACACUGGAUGAUGGCAUUUUGUUCGGGAUGGUGGGCGCCUACGACUGGGACGGUGGUGUGUUGAAGGAAGGGCUCAACGGACCCAUCAUACCGCCCAGAGAGGCGUUUGAAAGCGAGUUUCCACUGGAGCUUAAAAAUCAUGCUGCUUAUUUAGGUUACACAGUGUCUUCUGUGAUAGUUGGAGACUGGAGGAGGCUGUAUGUGGCUGGGGCUCCUCGAUUCAAACACAAAGGCAAAGUAAUCCUAUUUGAGCUCAGUGACGAGGGAGAUGUCAACAUUGUACAGGCACUCAAUGGAGAACAGAUUGGGUCUUACUAUGGCAGUGAGGUGUGUGGGCUGGAUAUCGACCAGGAUGGCAUCACUGAUGUCCUUCUGGUCGCUGCUCCAAUGUUCCUCGGCUCAGGAAACAAGGAGGCCGGCAGAGUCUACAUUUAUACUCUCAGUGGGGAUGAGGUGUUUGUCUCCAAUGGCACCCUGAAGUCCGAGGAAAAGUCCCAGGAUGCCAGGUUUGGUUACGCACUCGCGGCCGUUCCAGACCUCAACCAUGACGGCUUCACUGACCUGCUAGUGGGAGCCCCUCUGGAGGAUGAACACAGGGGGGCCCUCUAUGUCUACCAUGGCAACGGCAUAUACGUCAUCCACAAUUAUAAGCAGCGUAUCGCUGGGUCAUCGAUCUCCCCCUCCCUGCAGUAUUUUGGCCGCAGUUUAAGUGCUCGGUUGGACUUGGAUGGAGAUGAGCUGAUAGACUUGGCAGUUGGAGCACAGGGCAGUGCAGUGCUACUCAGCUCUCGAAGCAUCGUCCAGAUCAAUGUGAGUCUGUCCUUUGAGCCGCACUCCAUCAACGUCAUCCAGAAAACAUGCCAGAGGGGAGGCAGAGAGUCCGCCUGUCUCAAUGCCACCGCCUGCUUCACCACUGUCUCCCGUUCCCCUGGAUCACACAGCAACAGCUUUGAUCUGUGGGUGUCGGCCACGCUUGACGACAGGAAGUUGUCUGCUCGUGCACUUUUUGACGACAGCUCCCACAGACAGACGCAGCUGGCUGUCCCGGUUCACACGGGACAAACUGUCUGCCACAAAUUGCCCUUCCACGUCUAUGAUACCGCUGAUUACAUCCGUCCAAUUAGCUUCUCUCUGCGCUUCAAGAUCAACAAUACAGAGAGUGGGCCAGUGCUGGAUGAAGGUUGGCCAACCACUGUCAAGAAAACUAUACAGUUCUUUAAAGACUGCGGGGAGGACGAUGUGUGCACCACAGACCUGGUGCUGCAGGCUCAUAUGGACAUCUCAGGGACAAGACAGAAGCCUUAUGUGAUUCGCAGCCCUCGUAGGCGUCUGGCGGUGGAGGUGCAGCUUCAGAACAGACUGGAGAACGCCUACAACACAAGCCUGACGCUGCACUACUCACGCAACCUGCACUUCUCCAGCCUCAGCAUUAGAGAGGAUGCCCACUUUAAGAUCGAGUGUACAGCACUCGGUGCCAACAGCCACUCGUGUAAUGUGAGCUAUCCAGUUUUCCGCUCCCAGUCAAAAGUUAACUUCAUGCUGGAGUUUGAGUUCAGCUGCACAUCUCUGCACAGUCGAGUGCAGAUGAAGCUUCACGCUGCCAGUGACAGUAUAGAGAGAGAGAACACUUUGGGGGACAACAGUGUUCAGCUGCAGAGUUUUGUCCAGUAUGAACCAGACAUGUUUGUUAGCAGUGACUCUAAUUUGAACCGAUAUGAGGUCCACCCCACUCGUACGGUGUCAGAGGCAAUUGGACCAGAGUUUUACACGCACCUCAGGCUGCAGAACCUCGGCUGUUACUCUGUGAGUAAUCUGGAGCUCAGGCUGCAUCUGCCCUCUGUGGCAGCCGGAGACCGCGUCUUUAUGACCGUCACCGAUGUCUUUUCAUACAACGCCACAGGGGUGAACUGCAGUGUGCUGAGUGAUCUUGCCCAGCUGAAGGCCAGACAGAGAGACGUGCGCUCGCUUCAUCCUGAAGACAUGAUGCAGAAUGACGUACUGAACUGCAGCAGGUCAUGGUGCACGGAGGUGGUGUGUGAAGUCCAACAGCUUCUAAGAGGACAAUCUGCCAUUGUUCGUGUCAGCCGCAGAGUUCAUGAUGAUUUUUUCAGAAAAGCCAAAUAUAAGUCAGUGAGGAUAAUAGGUGCCUAUCGCCUCGAAGCUCAGGAGAUGAACCUCGUCACUUUGGGCACAGGAACAGUCUGGAGGGAGACUGUACUGGAGGUGCUAAAAGGCAGAGCUAUUCCCAUCUCACUGUGGAUUUUAAUUGGUAGCAUCAUCGGAGGUUUGCUGCUACUGGCCCUUAUCAUUUUCACACUAUGGAAGCUGGGAUUCUUCACACGCAAACAGAGAGAAGAGGAUGAGAACCAUGAGGAUUGAGCCCAAUUUCUGCUGCCAUGACAACAGUCAUUUGCCAUGAUGACUACCACAUGAGUCUGCCUAUUAGCGGGCACAGAGAUAGUCCUGGGACUGGACUCGAUACACAGACGCAACAGGGACCUCCAGGACCAAAGAGAGAAUCACGAGGGUCCAACAGAAAUGCACUACCCGCUUAUUCCAGGGUCGGGGGCACUUAUGUAAAUAAUCUUGUUCUAUUUUUAAAGCAAUCCCAAAGUGUAUUAAACCACGAUACUUCUAUUUAAUAUGCAGACAUCUUUAUGGUUUCUCAUUUCAUAUGAUCAA
Messenger RNA from Labrus bergylta (ballan wrasse), 3819 nucleotides. RefSeq names its product integrin, alpha 10 (gene itga10). Gene Ontology annotation, biological process: cell-matrix adhesion; cell adhesion mediated by integrin; integrin-mediated signaling pathway. Lineage: Eukaryota; Metazoa; Chordata; Actinopteri; Labriformes; Labridae. Gene Ontology annotation, cellular component: integrin complex; external side of plasma membrane. The record is from RefSeq and is a predicted model, not a curated record. Gene Ontology annotation, molecular function: integrin binding.